UACUGACUUACGGACCAAUGGAGAAUAUUCAUACCUGUGGAGACAAUGAGUUCGGUCCUCAAGCCAGCCAUGGUUGUCGCGGCGGGUUUGACUUCACCUUACUCUUCGAAGAAUGUUUUUUCUCAAUUGCGCCCUCAAUUCUGCUCUUGCUCAUUCUUCCCGUUCGUUGGAAGCAGCUGCAACCAGGGCGGAUUCGUAAGGUCUCGCAAAGCUGGCUCUACUGGGCCAAAUUGGGCCUCGGACAAGCAUUUGGGGCAACUCAACUAGCAUUACUGAUUAUUUGGCUCUUGCCGCAUGCGCCACGAACACGAGCAUCCCUACCAGCUGCGGCCUUGUCUUUCGCGACCUCACUUGGCCUAUUGCUUCUGUCGCAUUGGGAACAUCUCUUCUCUAUCCACCCUUCCCACAUUCUCAAUCUUGCUUUAUCUGUGUCCCUUCUUCUCGAUGCGGUGCGCGCCAGAAGCUUAUGGCUUGCAUCCAAUACUGCUAUCGCGGGACUAUAUUCAGCAAGUAUCACAAUCAAGGCAAUUUGGUUUUACUUGGAGUCGCGCUCAAAGCGUGCGCUACUGAAACAUGGUGAAGUUCAGUACGGCAAUGAGGAGAUCACUGGUCUCUACAGUCGCGCCUUUUUCUGGUGGACAAAUCCCUACCUUUUUCUAGGAUUCAAGUCUCUGUUCUCCAUCGACGAUCUGCCGCACCUUGACAGAAGCCUAUCCGCUGAUGUACUCCAUAAGCAGUUGAAUAGGUCAUGGAAUCGUGCCUCAAAACGUUCGCACAAUGCUUUGGCUUACUGCACGAUGUACACUUUCAAUUCCUCGAUCAUCUGUUCUUUCAUUGCAAGACUAGCAGUUAUUGGACUAAGCUACUCGCAGCCGUUCCUGAUAACGGCAUUGACGGACUAUGUCGAGGACACCAAGCCUGACCGGAACAAGGGAUAUGGCUUGAUCGGCGCGUUUGGACUAGUCUUUUUGCUCAAAGGGAUCUUCAGUUGUCUCUAUCAGCAUCACAAUUACCGCCUGAUAACAAAAGUCAGAGGCGCAGUGGUGUCUUUGAUUUACCAGAAGACCCUGACUCUGCGAUUCGAUGAGUACAGCGAGUCAGCUGCCUUGACUCUAAUGAGCAAUGACAUCGACAAUAUCGCGUUUGGGAUUCAAAACAUGCAUGAAGCGUGGGCUAGCCCCGUGGAAACCGGUAUCGCUCUGUACCUGUUGCAGCGGCAAGUCUCCUGGGCAGCGGCCGUUCCUGCCUUUGUUUCUCUCGUGGCUAUGCUAUCUACGCACCACCUCUCUAGCUCAAUGCCUGGUCGGCAGAAAUCAUGGAUGCAGGCCAUACAGCAAAGAGUAUCGUUUGCCUCUAGCUAUCUGAAUGCCUUUGUCCCCAUCAAGAUGUUGAACCUGCAUUCCCGUCUUGGACUCAUCAUCCAACAGUUAAGGGUCGAUGAGUUGAGCAGGGGGAAGAAGUUUCGCCAUGUUAUGGUCAAAAUGAAUCUGCUUGGUGGUGCAAUCACAAAUUUGAGUCCGGUGGUUACGUUGAGUAUCUAUGCUGCCAUUGCCCUUCAUACGGGUCGUGCCCCCUUGGAUGUGGCUGCGACAUUCACCACCCUCUCCAUUAUCUCUCUUUGGAGUACCCCGCUGUCAAACCUUGUUUACUCAGGACCUCGAGUGGCGGGAGCCCUGGAAAGCAUCCAGAGGAUUCAAGCCUAUCUCACAGCAGAUACCAAGCCCGAUCAUCGUACUGUCCAGCCACAGACCGGCACUGCCGCAUCCAAAUCAAUCCCAGUUGAAGUAUUAGCUGAAACUGCAGGAUCCAUCGAGCUUUUUCCUAAUCCAAGAAAAGGAGAGACGACGAAUGUUUCCACGGCUGAUCUAGUUCAUGCGUCUAAUGCGGACCUCGGCUGGACAAGCGCAUCGGAUCCUACACUAACGAAUGUGAACACCAGAAUUCCUGCUUCCUCCUUGACAGUGGUCGCUGGACCAAUUGGCUCUGGUAAAAGCACACUACUGAAAGCAUGUCUUGGCGAAGUGCCUUGUCUCAAGGGCUCUAUCCACAUCAACGUUGCCAACGUCGCGUAUUGCGGUACGAAGACAUGGAUCCGUAACCGCUCGAUUCGGGACAACAUCUGCGACCCUCUCCCGUAUGAAGAGGAGUGGUACCGCACUAUUCUUCACGCGACAGCUCUCGAUCGCGACAUCGAUGCUCUGCCUGAGAAAGACCUUACGGACAUUGGCAGCAACGGCAUCUCAAUGAGUGGUGGACAGCGGCAGCGAGUUGCCAUUGCUCGUGCAGUGUAUGCGCGGACUAAACUCGCCAUCUUUGAUGAUGCAUUCAGUGCUCUGGAUGCUGCCACCGCUGCUCAGGUCUUUGCCCGCGUGUUUGCCUCUGACGGUAUCCUACGUCGCAACGGAGUUGCGGUGAUAUUGGUGACACAUGAGUGGAAUCAUCUAGCUCAUGCUGAUCAUGUCAUUUUCAUUGAUCAAGGAACGAUCGUUGAGCAGGGACCUCCUCAGAUCCUCCAGAAAUUGCGAGAUCAUGUCAUGCAGAAAGAAGCCAACGACAGAUCCCUUCUGCAGAACAAUUUGUUUCUAGAGCAACAGAAACCCCGGUCCAGCAAUCCAAUAGACUCUGACGACGUCUUAGCACGCCAUAAAGGAGAUUUGCACGACUAUGCUUACUAUUUUCGCACGUCGGGCGGGUGGUCAAUGGUGCUUUAUGCAGGAGCGCUGGUUGUUGGUCUCUUCAGUGCGCAAUUCACAAGUCUCUGGGUUCAGUGGUGGGCGGAGACGAACGAAAAAACCCCAUUCGGACACCUGGCGCGGUAUAUCGGCAUUUACACUUUCUUAGCAGUGGCCGCAGCAGCCCUCUGGGCCUACUGCAUGUGGCUCGUCUUCUGUCGCAUCGUCCCCACGUCCUCAAGUCAACUCCACGAGCAUUUGGUGACCAAAGUCAAAGAUGCACCGCUAUACUGGCAUACAUCAACCGACACUGGUGUCAUCCUCAACCGCUUCAGCCAAGACAUGACAAUGAUAGAUCGGUCGCUUCCAGCAGACUUCUUGAAGACAUCCAAUUACCUCGUCCAGUGUGUCAUAAGCGUGGCGUUCAUUUGCGUUGGAGCAAAAUAUAUGGCCACGCUCAUCCCUGUCACCGUGUUUGUGAUUUACUGGAUCCAGAAGUUCUAUCUUCGCUCGUCUCGGCAGCUCCGACAUCUGGAGCUGGAAGCCAAGUCACCACUGUACACCCAGUUCACCGAGACUCUCAGUGGUCUUAUAACUAUCCGUGCCUUUGGCUGGCAGGAUAACUUUGAGGCGGAGCACAGGGACUUACUGCAGAUAUCCCAGCGACCGUACUACUUCCUGUUCGUCAUUCAACGCUGGUUGACUCUUGUUCUAGAUCUGCUUGUCGCGGCCCUGGCAGUCAUGUUGGCUGUUUUCGCGGUCUUUGUGCCCCAUACUGGCCCAAUCGGAGUCUCCCUCAUAUCCCUCAUCACAUUCAACGAACAACUCGCCGAGCUUAUCAACUGCUGGGCAUCCCUAGAUACGAGCAUAGGCGCCAUAUCUCGGAUACGGAGCUUUGGAAAGGUGCCCACCGAGCAUCUUUCUCACGAAACCCAAAAUCCCCCUCUUACAUGGCCUUCAGAAGGCUCAAUCACCUUUCAGAAUGCGACCAUGGCAUACGCACCAACCGCCUCCCCCAUUCUCCGAAAUAUAACACUAACGAUCCCCGCUGGUUCCAAGCUAGGCGUCUGCGGCCGCACAGGCAGCGGCAAAAGCUCUCUCCUCCUAGCCCUCCUGCGCAUGAUCGAGAUCCGAAGCGGGGAUAUCAGUAUCGAUGGCGUGAGUCUACAAUCCUGUCCGCGAGAUAGCAUCCGCAGCAAAAUCACCGUGAUACCUCAGGAACCAGUCCUAUUUCCCGGCACGGUCCGUGAGAACAUUACCACGUUUCAGACCAUGGAUGAUGACAGGGUCCUCCGUGCUAUGGAGAAAGUCCAGCUCAGGGAGCACAUUGCAGCCCAUGGUGGUCUUGACACGGGCAUAGAAGACUUGCCGUUGUCCGCGGGUCAGAAGCAACUGCUCUCUUUAGCGCGGGCUAUUCUCUCGAAACAGAAGAUUCUCCUGCUAGAUGAAGUAACGAGUCAUGUGGAUGUUGAGACGGACCGGCUUGUGCAACGGGUUAUUCGGGAGGAGUUCCGCGGAUGUACUGUUAUUGCCGUUGCGCACCGCGUGCACACUUUGGUGGAUUAUGAUCGAAUUGCGGUGUUUGAUGGUGGUUGGGUAGUGGAGUAUGAUGCUCCGUCGGCGUUGCUUGGACGUUCGGGGUCGGUGUUUGGGCGGUUGUAUGAUCAGACGCGAUCUGCAAGUCAUUAGCUUCUGGCUGUCACAUACUUGCAUAAUAAACUGUAUCUAACGCCUCGCAGGACUACCGUAUUUGCCAGAUUGAUUACACUCGGUGUCCAUAUUGGUUACGCUUGACUGAGUAAAUUGUAGUCAAUACCAC
Aspergillus aculeatus ATCC 16872 is the source of this 4491-nucleotide messenger RNA. RefSeq lists its product as uncharacterized. The coding region runs from base 18 to 4361 and encodes 1447 amino acids. The transcript has 6 exons. Gene Ontology annotation, biological process: transmembrane transport. Gene Ontology annotation, molecular function: ATP hydrolysis activity; ATP binding; ABC-type transporter activity. The record is from RefSeq and is a predicted model, not a curated record. NCBI's taxonomy places the organism in Eukaryota, Fungi, Ascomycota, Eurotiomycetes, Eurotiales, Aspergillaceae. Gene Ontology annotation, cellular component: membrane.